Molecule: messenger RNA, 3614 nt
Organism: Mytilus californianus (California mussel)
Lineage: Eukaryota; Metazoa; Mollusca; Bivalvia; Mytilida; Mytilidae
Product: transient receptor potential cation channel subfamily M member-like 2
Exons: 25
Coding region: 5-2821 (938 amino acids)
Biological process (GO): calcium ion transmembrane transport
Molecular function (GO): ligand-gated calcium channel activity
Source: RefSeq, a predicted model, not a curated record
UGAUAUGCAUAAAUUACUUAAGUUAAGAUUUGUUCCGAACGGACGGAUUUGUCUACAUGUCUCACGAUACAUUAGUACUACAAUUGGAUGUCUUAACUUAAAUGGUUUUAUGCAUAUCAGCGCUGGUCUCUGUAUUAAGUUAAGACAAAUAUACAUAUUUUUUAAGGACUUUACCAGAUUGACAGCCAAUAGUGAUCGACUCAAAGUGUCAAAUAUGACCAGCUUUGAAGAAUCAGUGAGAUUUAAAUAUAGACAGAGAACUGUCCCCCCAUUCUCAAUUAAGAGUGAAAACCAAACAGCCGUCCCAAGGAAACAAGCAUUUGUAUUGGAUACAAAGACAAUACGCAAUCACCUUUAUUCGACAAGAAAUGAGAAAAAUUUUACCUCCAAGUCUAAAGACAAUUUGAAGAGUGGAGCGAGAUGUAUUCUUUGUUCAUUACUAGGUGAAAAAGCAGAUAAAAAAAUAUGGGAAAAAGAAAAACCGGUAGCACUUCUAUCUAUAAUAGGAGGAUCAGACGAAUAUCUGCCUACUGAAACGAUUAGAAAUCAACUAAAAAGUGGUUUGCUUGCAAUUAUGAAAACAAUAAAUAUUUGGAUUAUUACUGAAGGAAGCAAAACAGGUGUUGCGGUGAUUGUUAAAGAAGUGAUUCAGGGAAAUAUUGGGAAAAGCAUACCUCAUGUUUUUCAUAGGGAUUCUAGUAUUACGCACGAGGAUCGAAACACAGGGCAAGCAGAAACAACAAGCGUUGAAGAUUGCAUUUUAGAUCACAUCAAGAUUCCAUUAAUAAUGAUUAUUGUUGGAGGCGAACAAGACUCAUUCGAGAUUGCAAUGAGUAACUUAGAGAAGAAAGUUCCUGUUUUAGUAAUUGAUGGAUCUGGAAGUGCGGCAGACUUUAUCUCUAAGGGGUACAGAAUGAGCACGCAUAAAAAAAGUGAAGAAAAGACCUUGUUCUAUGAUACAUUCAAAUCUGAAAUGACAGAUGCAGCAAAAAGCAUAUUUACUUCCAAUGAUGAACAGAAUACUUCUGACUCAAGUUGUGAGAUUCUGGCAGAACAACUGCAUAAUGGAUUGGAGAUAAAUCGGAAAUGUAUUUAUGUGCAUUCGGUAAACGAUACCACAUACACAUUAGAGAGGACUAUCCAAGAUAUAUUAUUCCAGCUAUUUUGUGAAGACACGAAAAAUUCUCUACAGCUACAAAGAAGCAUACUGCGUUUUGUAAAUUUAUGGAACAGACCUGAUAUUGCAGAGAAAGAAAUAUUUAAUUUAGAAAACAGAAAAGUGUUAAAGAUUUUACAGGAAGAACUAUGCACCAAAAGCAGUUUAGCAGAACUAUUCAAGAAUUCAUUGGUGAGCGACAGAGUAGAUAUGGUUAGGCUAGUGCUUGAAUUUAUCCCGGUUAAAGAACUAUAUGAAAAGUUUUUAAAUAUACAUAUCAAAGACUUAUAUAAGGACACCGGUAACAUAACAGGACAUUUGAUUGGAAAGCAGGACGCAUCCACAGAAAAGAACAUUGUUGUGAGGAUAAACGAAGCAGUGAUAAAGAUACUGGGAAGCAAAGAAAUGAAACCGUUUUCGGCAGAUGCUGAAAAAGAAGGGAUACGGGAUAAAGAUAUUUUCAAGCAUCUGUUUAUCUGGUCAGUUCUUAUGAACCGAAAGGAGUUGGCGAUGUUGUUUUGGAAAAAAGAAGACAAAGACUUUAUAUGUUCUGCACUAUAUGCAAGUUCCCUUGCAAAAAAGCUUGCUGAAAAUGCCAGCGUGGAAGCAUAUACAGAUCAACAGGCAGCUUUUUGGGAAAGCCAUAGAUAUUAUGAAGACCUUGCCUACAGUGUGAUGACAGAAAUGUAUUUUGAGGAUAAAACUCAAGCUCGGCAACUUUUGGUUACAGAAGUGGAAAGCUAUAAUUUUACAACAAUUUUUGAAAUAACUGAAAAUUCUACACUUAUGAAGUUUAUGGGACAUGCUGCCUGUCAAACGCAGAUGAAUAAAAUUUGGAAAGGUUGUAUUUUAAGUGACACUUCAAAUCUUAAGGCGAUUACUGCUGCAUUUAUCCCAAUUCUAAUAUUGAAUAUAGUGAAUAUAGAAGAUGGUCAACAUGGUAAAUCGGACGUGUCGAAAACACCAGAACAGGAAAACAAUUCUAAUGGGACUUCUCCACAAACUCCAAUUGAAUGGGGGAAAUUGAUGAGAAAACUAUAUUACUUUUACAACUCCCCUUUGGUGAAAUUUUUUUUCUUCGUUGUUUCAUAUAUGGCAAUGCUAGUGAUAUUCAGCAUAUUCGUAUUGACAGAUUUAUAUCCAAUGUCUGAGAAAUACCCGUCUGUUAAGGAGUGGAUUGUUUAUGUGUGGGCAGCAUCGACAUUGACAGAGGAAAUAAGACAGGCUGUUGUUAUCAAGCAAUUGUCAUUGAAUACAAUGACCUGGUUUACAUUUUGGACACUCUAUGAAAUUUUGAUGUACUGUCUAUUCAUUACAUCUGUAUUUAUGCGAUUGACCUUGAAAGCCGAGGAUUUCUAUCAUGCUCGAAUGAUGUAUUCACUAACAUUAGGGAUAUUUAUUAUCAACAGCAUGCAAUUUUUUCUUGUUUCUAAACAUAUUGGAACAAAAGUCAUCAUGAUUGGAAGAAUGAUGUUUGAUAUUUUUUUCUUUAUCUUGAUCUUUGCCGUGUUCGUGUUUGGAUUUGGUAUAAUUUACCAAGCAACAAUGUACCCCAAUUCCAUUCUAGGAUAUCACCUUUUUAAGGAAAUCAUAUACAUGCCAUAUUGGCAAUUGUAUGGAGAAUUGUUCUUAGAGAAUUUUGAAGAAAAAGAUCCAUCUACGUGAACGAAUAAUGUAACAUUACAACGUGAUGAAACUAUUACUCGAUGUCCAGAAGUAAAUCAGAUAAAUACUGUGCUAUUGGCUGUUUACAUGGUGGUAACACACAUUAUUCUUGUCAAUCUUCUCAUUGCGAUGUUUACGCAUACAUUUACAAAAGUUCAAGACAACAACGAGUUGGUUUGGAAAUUCCACAGAUUUUCCCUUAUCCGGGAGUACUAUGAUAGAUCGUCAUUGGUACCACCGUUUAUUAUCAUCAGUCACAUCAAAAGGGCUUUUGUGUCUGUCGUUCCUAACUGUGUAGAAAGAAAAAAGAACAAGUUCAAAAUGAGUCAUAAAACAGCAAGUAAAGAAUUGGCUAUUCUAGAAAGAGCUGCAGUAUAUAGUCAUUUUAAUUCAUCUGUUCGGCUAAGAAGAAUUCAUGCAAAAAACAUGGAGGCUGAAAAAGACGGGUUUGAAGCUAGUUAUGAAGAUUCAGAUCUAAGCUUGCAAGAGCAAUUUAACUUAUUGACGUCUGAGGUAGAUAUACUACAGAAAAAUCAAGAGGAAACUCUGAAGGAUGUAAAACAAAUAAAGGAAACAAAACAGAAUCUGUUGAUAGUCGAACUUCCUACAGGUUCACCCAAACGAACAUAUGAACCGGUGGAAGUACCUAUAAAGCCAAGUGAACAUGAUAUAUGAUAUUUACAGUGAACUUGAUUUGAAACAGAUCGGGAGAUCUAACUAUUGGUACCGUUCGAAUUCUUUUUUUUUCAGUUUGGGAUGCAAAGCUUUUGAAUAUAUCUUUAUGAUUUUUGUA